AUGAUGAGACCCAGCCCGUACCGGAAUUGGAUCGAACCAUGCAAGUUCGAGACACACGCCAGCAUCCGUUGUAAGACUCGUGGUAUGGGAGCGGGGCGCAAGCUCCAGCUGCUGCGUCGCAACCAGCGGUGGGCUGACAAGGACUUCAAGAAGUCCCACCUGGGCUCCGAGUGGAAGAAGCCCUUUGCUGGUGCCUCUCACGCCAAGGGCAUCGUGCUGGAGAAGAUCGGCAUUGAGGCCAAGCAGCCCAACUCCGCCAUCCGGAAGUGCGCCCGUGUGCAGCUGAUCAAGAACGGCAAGAAGAUCGCUGCCUUCGUGCCCAACGAUGGCUGCCUGAACUUCAUCGAGGAGAACGACGAGGUGCUGAUCGCUGGGUUCGGUCGGCGAGGCCAUGCCGUCGGAGAUAUUCCCGGCGUGCGCUUCAAGGUGGUGAAGGUGGCUGGUGUGUCCCUGCUGGCCCUGUUCCGUGGCAAGAAGGAGAAGCCACGUAACUAG
This is a messenger RNA of Auxenochlorella protothecoides, 495 nucleotides long. RefSeq names its product 40S ribosomal protein S23-2. Bases 1 to 495 code for a protein of 164 amino acids. The record is from RefSeq and is a predicted model, not a curated record. The transcript has 4 exons. Gene Ontology annotation, molecular function: structural constituent of ribosome. Gene Ontology annotation, cellular component: cytosolic small ribosomal subunit; ribosome. Gene Ontology annotation, biological process: translation. Lineage: Eukaryota; Viridiplantae; Chlorophyta; Trebouxiophyceae; Chlorellales; Chlorellaceae.